Messenger RNA from Vitis vinifera (wine grape), 1107 nucleotides. Its product is annotated as cytochrome P450 93A3-like. Gene Ontology annotation, molecular function: iron ion binding; oxidoreductase activity, acting on paired donors, with incorporation or reduction of molecular oxygen; heme binding. Lineage: Eukaryota; Viridiplantae; Streptophyta; Magnoliopsida; Vitales; Vitaceae. The record is from RefSeq and is a predicted model, not a curated record. Bases 1 to 1107 code for a protein of 368 amino acids. The transcript is spliced from 3 exons.
AUGGUAUCUUAUCAAGAGAGGGCUACAACUACAAUUUCCAGCUACUGGACAUGGUGGUGGGAGGCUACUAGCAAGAAAGACCUAGUAAAUCAAGCAGUUCUUACCAUUCUUAUUGCCAUAUUUGCAAUCUUAAGUUGGAUAUCUCCCAUUUCUGGGUUCCAACACCUGCAUCAUUCAUUUGCAAAAUUGGCUGAUAUCUAUGGUCCAAUCUUCAAGCUCUGGCUUGGAAACAGGCUGUGUAUAGUGUUAAGCUCACCAUCCCUUGCCAAGGAAGUGGCACGAGACCAAGAUAUAAUAUUUGCUAAUCGUGACCCACCAGUUGCAGCAUCCAUUACUUCAUAUGGUAGGCUGAAUAUUGUAUGGUCUCCCUAUGGCUCCUAUUGGCUCAAUUUGCGCAAGUUAUUCGUAACAGAGAUGCUAAGUGACAAUAUCCUUGACCGCUGCUAUGCCCACAGAAGAUACGAGGUUAGGAAGACGAUUACAAAUGUGUAUAACAAGAUUGGCACACCCAUGGACAUUGGCAAAUUGUCAUUUCAGACUGAACUCAAUGUCAUGACACGGUCUAUGUGGGGCGACACCAUUGAAGGCCAGGAGGAAAGUUUGACUGGAGUUUCCUUCCGCGAGUUGGCAAAUGAAAUGAUUGGAUUGUUGGGAAAGCCAAACAUCUCUGAUUUUUUUCCGGUGCUUGCCAGGUUUGAUAUACAAGGCGUGGAGCGAGAAAUGAAGGUGGUCUUCCACUUUGUUGAUCAGAUCAUGGAUCACAUCAUCGAACAAAAGAUGAAACUGAACACUGCAAAAGAAGAAAGGGCCUCUAACAACAGAGAAGAGAAGGAUUUUCUGCAGCUCCUCUUGGACGUCAAGGAGCAGGAAGAUGCUGAAAAACCAAUCACCAGGACACAAAUCAAGGCAUUGUUAGUGAACAUCCUGGUAGGCGGGACUGACACAACAGCAACAACAACGGAGUGGGCGAUGGCAGAGAUGAUGAGUAAUCCAGAGAUAAUGAGGAAAGCCCAAGAAGAGUUGGCAGAAGUUGUUGGGAUGACCAACAUUGUGGAAGAGUCCCACCUACCCAAACUAAAAUGUAACAACCUGCACCCAACCAUAUAG